AUGACUUAUGACGGACGCUACGACAGUGAGAACCUGGAGCACCGCGAGCUUCGGUUGGACAUUGAGCAAGGCGACGUCAUUGCCCAGUUGUUUACAAUCUCUGACGGCAAAAAGGCCAUGAAAACCGCGGAUUUCCAGCUUCAGGUCAGCCUCGACCUGGCCGAAGCCGUCGACAGGCCUCACCACCCUGGUACUGGCCGCUUGACUCGCCGUAUUGCGCCGCCGGGAACAAAAAAGACAGCUGAUGGCUUGGGCAAAGCCGCAGGCAGGCUAGUCCAAAAUGGCAAGGCGAAGCUAUCUACGCCCAUGUAUCUGAUGGUUAGCCGGAAGCCGGUUGCGAGCGAAAACGGCCAGACGCUCGACGUGAUUCAGGUGAUGCAGCCCGCUGGAGCACCGCUACAGUGGGGCAAAUAG
This is a messenger RNA of Beauveria bassiana ARSEF 2860, 414 nucleotides long. Its product is annotated as sterol 24-C-methyltransferase. The record is from RefSeq and is a predicted model, not a curated record. The transcript has 3 exons. Gene Ontology annotation, molecular function: methyltransferase activity. Gene Ontology annotation, biological process: steroid biosynthetic process. Lineage: Eukaryota; Fungi; Ascomycota; Sordariomycetes; Hypocreales; Cordycipitaceae. The coding region runs from base 1 to 414 and encodes 137 amino acids.